Molecule: messenger RNA, 2099 nt
Organism: Erythranthe guttata (spotted monkey flower)
Lineage: Eukaryota; Viridiplantae; Streptophyta; Magnoliopsida; Lamiales; Phrymaceae
Source: RefSeq, a predicted model, not a curated record
GAAAAAAGAAAAAAACAUUGCUCUCUCUCGUAGCAGCAAAACAACUCAAUAAUACUUCUCCGAACUCUCAGAUCUCCGCACUCCCUUCAAACAUUAUUCGUAAUCGAACAUUGUUUCUCCGACAAUCGCAUUAAUUAUAUUACUUAAACGCCAAUAUAAGAAUGGCCUGCAGAAAGGGGGAGUUAAGGGAGGAAGGGAAGAACAGAAGCAACGGUGCGGCGGCGGCGGCGGCGGCCGCCGCCUCGUCGCUUUCAAUCGGCGAUGCCUUGUUAAUCACCACGAUGUGCAUUGUUGGGAUGCCCGUGGAUGUACACGCUGUAGAUGGCUCCGUUUAUUCUGGAAUCUUCCACACCGCAUCCGUCGACGAGGACUAUGCUGUUGUUUUGAAGAAAGCGAGGAUGAUUAGGAAGGGAAACCUAGACGCAAAUGUAGUGAAUGGAGCUCUUAUAGAGACGCUUGUAGUUCCGUCGGAAGAUCUUGUCCAAGUUGUUGCUAAGGGAGUUCUGCUUCCUUCUAAUGGAGUUACGAGCAACAUAGGUGGAGAUGGCAUCGAAGCUGCUGCAGGUUAUAUUGAAUCUCUGGAUAGGGAUUCAGCAUUCGUAAAAUCUAACGGGGCCAAAGCGAACAAAAAGCAAAAACGUCAAUCGAGGUUUUCAGGCAAAAGAGAGAAAGUUUUACCGUUCAGUGAUAAGACAGAAAAUCUAUUGGACAGUUCUCCGGAAGAUCGUAUUGAGAGAGUUGAUACAGUGAUUUCUGUAAAGAGAAAUGAAGCACAUAAUGGUGCUGCUGAAGGAAGACAAACUGGCAAUGAAUCGCAAGAAAUGCAGAGCCCCUCCAACAACAACAGCAAUGCUGAGGUUCAUGGCUCGAGUCGAAGCAAGGAUACCGUUCCACAAGAACCACAAGGAGUAAUUGAGGAGCAGGGUCAAAACGGUCAUACUUCAGACGAGACACCAAAUGCAUCUGUUGCUUCACAAGUUCCCGUUACCGAUGUUAAAUCAGAUUCAAGGCUCAGAGCAUCAUCGAAUCCCUUUCUAUUUGCACCUCCAAAAAAUCCAAGUGUUAAGAAAACCAUCAAGGAAUCGAAGCUCAAUCCCGGAGCCAAAGUGUUUUCUCCGUCAGUACUCCACCACAGAGCGGCGGUCUCUCCUCCUGCAGUGGCAAACGGAGCAAGUGUUUCUUACAUGCCAAGCAACUACACGAUGACGACAGUGGCUACUGCACGAGAAGAAGUUGAUGCAAAUUCUAUUGCCUUUUCGUCUGUGCCCGUUAAGUUAGUUCCAUACAAUAAUAUGUCCUUUGAGCAUGGUGUAACCGAUUCGCAAUAUGGCCAACCCAUUAUUGGACAAGUGAUGAACAGGACGCAACCCGUUAGAUAUACCGGCCAGUAUCAGAAUUAUCAAACAGCGCCUUCUUAUGUUCAUCCAAAUCCACAUAACGCCAUGUUUGGACGAGUAGGGCCUCUUCUUUGCAUGCAUCCUAUUUCUAAUGAUGUUGCACAGAGUGUAGCAGGGUUUUCUCCAGCUAAUACACGGCCUCUGUUAACUCCACAUCCGGUUCAUUUCACCAAACACCAAGGAAAUAAUCCAGCGCAGGCACUGCAAAUGUGCAUGAAUCCCCCAAUUAUAGGAAACGGAGCUCAGUCAUAUGUAAUGACAAGUUCAAUUCCAAUGCCACAGCCUAUGUUCCCCGUUUUACGACCUAUUGCAGUUCCAGGUUCAAAUGGAUUCUUGAAUACCAAGUUCGCUUGAAUUUCGUGGCUACUAUAUAAGUGGCCGGCCGACACACCUUUCAGAUUUUAUCAUUCUUCUCCUUCGAAAAUUUUGGCAUAUAUAUAGUUUGUUUCUUCACUUUCAGUCAAUACAAAUUCUUUUCUUUUUUCUUUUUUUUUUUUCUUUCCGGGGGGGUACGUCACUGUUCUUUAGAAACGAGGCGUUUGAACAUUGUAACAUGAGGAUUUUUUUUUAUUAUUUACUUCUUUUUUCCUAGAGGCAUGGAGAGGUUCUUUAGAUAUUAGGUGGUUUUUUCAGUUAUUCUCUGGUUGUAGACUGAGACUACAUAUUGCGAUUUGAUUUUAAUGAAUUGAUUGUCUUGUUAAU